AUGUGCGAAGGAUUUCGUGAUCCUUCACACGUCACCCCGUACAUCCUGAAGCAGUCGUCGAUUGCAGUCAUCGCCGACCAUGAACAUAAGGCACAAGGUCUCGUUCUAGGCGCACUUGUAGCCGAAAGCCACAUCUGUGGACGGGAAUAG
This is a messenger RNA of Parastagonospora nodorum SN15, 150 nucleotides long. RefSeq lists its product as hypothetical. NCBI's taxonomy places the organism in Eukaryota, Fungi, Ascomycota, Dothideomycetes, Pleosporales, Phaeosphaeriaceae. The record is from RefSeq and is a predicted model, not a curated record. The coding region runs from base 1 to 150 and encodes 49 amino acids. The transcript has 2 exons.